Messenger RNA from Symbiodinium natans, 807 nucleotides. NCBI's taxonomy places the organism in Eukaryota, Dinophyceae, Suessiales, Symbiodiniaceae. The record is from the annotation of a GenBank genome assembly.
AUGUUCUCCGACGAUGCACGUGAAUGGACACUUCACGUGAACGCAGCCGUGGACGGCGGAACGAUAUGCUCAGUGAAAGCCCUUCCAUCAGAGGAUUCCGUGGCUUCGCUGCGGCAGAAGGUUGUGGUCAAGCUGGGCUAUGUUGCUCGAUUCCGCUUACUUGCUGGCUGCUGUAUCCUCACUGGGGGGACGAGCCUCGAAGCAGCUGGUCUUUGUGACAAUUGCUCACUGCAGCUGAUCUGGCUGCCUUCCGACGUGCUUGCGACAGCUUCGACGGACACAACAGCUGCCUUCUGGAGCAUCGAGUCAGGAGAGCGCAUGCAGUUGUUCUCGGGCCACGAUGACCAGGUCAUGUGGCUUUGCUUUUCAACUGACGGACAACUGCUAGCGACGGCCUCCACAGAUCGCACUGCGAGAAUUUGGUGUGCAGACAGCGGCGAGUGCUUGGCCACGCUGCUCGGCCACAAGGGCCCCGUUUUCUCAGUAGCGUUCUCUCCUGACAGCCGCCUUGUGGCGACGUGCUCGCAUGACAAGCAGAUCAGAAUAUGGACGGUGCCGGACGGGCAUUGCAUCGACACCCUCAUGGGGCACAGCAAGCAGGUCUUCUCCGUGUCCUGGUCGCGUGAUGGCCGAACACUGGCAUCCGCGGCAGAUGAUGCGACAAUCCGGAUUUGGGACCAUGCUACGCGCACCUGCUCCAAGGAGGGGGUUUGGCUUGAGGGCUUACCUGUUUUCAGUUUCAGCCUGGUGGAAAAUGGUCUACAUUGGUUUGGUCCUUUCCAGGCUUCAGCAAGGACGUUGGAAUGA